CUUAUCAUAUUUUAGCUGUUCCACUCUAUCUCUCUGACCUUUUCUGUGCUGUUCAAACCAGGAGAGAUACCUCUCUCAGGCUCUGAUAUGUGUGUGCCAGCACUGCUGGGGAUGGAGUACCCCGAUCCCAUGGGAUCUGGUCUCAGUGUGCCUGUGCUGGGGUGUCAGACUGACCUUGUCUCAGGGAUUACAAUACCCUUGGCAGGGACCAUGGAGGACCCAGAUGGAAAAGGCCUAGUGGCCAUCCGCUAUGGAUCUCAGACUGUUGACCCAGUGACAGGGGUGUUGGCCCCUGUGGUUGGAGCCAGGCUGGAUGUGUCCAGAAAAAACAUUCUACCUGUUACAGCUUCCUACUGGUUAACGAUGGCAGAUCAAACUGAUAGUGUACAGGUCGAGGUGCUGCAGAGAGAGGUGUGUGCACGAAACACUUACUGGCAGCAUCAGAGGCAGCGGGAGGAAGAUCUUCUCUCUGAUCUGGACUCUGCUCUUUUCCAGUGUUUCUUUAGAAUCACAGAAGUUAACUCUUCUCAGCAGGUCCAGUGGUCUGGCAGACAGCUGAGGGAAGCAGCCGCGGAACUUCAGGAUUCGUCGCAGGUUGAGGCCCAGAGGAGAGCAGCCCAGCACUCCCACUUGGCUCUGGUCCUGCCUCCACAUGUUUUACACAUCCUCACACUGGGUGAUGAGGAGGAGUGGGAUCAACAGAGUGGUUGGCACUCAGAGCUCAUGUCAGGCCUUGAUAAGGUAGAUGUGUGUAUGGAGCAGCUGCAACAAGAACAAGAAAAGUGGACAACACAAGGAGGAGACUGGGCUACAACCCUGCAUGUUAUGGACAGAGAGCUGAGACAGAGAGAAUUGUGGGAGCAUUGUUGUUCCAGACAUACAGAGUUGGAGGCUGCUCUUACCUCGCUGCACUUUGUCAGACUCCUUUCUCAGCUUCGUGCCGACACUGCUCAGGCUGUACUGUGCGGGAACUUUUGGUACAAGGAAUAUGGUCUCACCCAGUGCCUUAGGCAGAGGCAGGCUGUGAAGGUUAUGGGCUUGAUUCAGCAGAAGGCUCUGCCUCUGCUGGAGAGACUGAACCAGCUGCUGGAAGACAAACAGUCUGCCAGUUUUUUGCCCAACGCCUGUAAUCAGCACAUCUCAGGUUUGUCAACAAAGCAAGCAUAUGGGUUGGACAUAGCCUCCAGAGUAUGGACAGCCUCUGUGCCUGUGGUGAAAGGAAUCUCUACCCAGUCUCUGAGGGAACCGGUUAAUUUGCCUAAUUCUCAGGACACUGGUCUACUGUCCGGCACAGAACCAAUGCACAACUCACAAAGAAACACUGCAUCUUCAGGCAUUCACUCCCAGGAGAGCCAGCCCAUGAAAGAAUCCGGUCAGCCAACGCAUAUCUCUGUCCCCACACUUCCAGAGGAGGAGUGGACCAAGCUGCUGGAGCUCUCUCCUCUAUUUCAGCUGCUGAAGACGGUAGAGCUACAGCUGAAGGGCUGGGCCUAUGGGGCAGGGGUUCUUAGAGGAGAGAUCACUGACAGAGGCAAUAGUUUCAUAGAUGUCCUUGAUGCUCAGUGGGAAUGUGAGGGACAGCUGAUCCCUUUGGACCCAUCAGUCCUUAACCCCAGAGAGUUCCUGGUCUACCAGCAUGGGCUGUUCCUGAUGAACACUUUGCAUAAUCUAAAACUGACUCCAGCCAUUUCACUUCAGAUAGCCGCUAGUCUCCCAAACAACAACUACUUGAACAACGCCUUUAGAAAUUCCUUCUUUUAUCAGGAGGCAGAGGAGGCGCUCUUUGUCCGUCGCCAGAGGCUCCACUCAGUUGGAGGCUUCUCUCUGCUGCUGCUCCACUGUCUGUCCCAUGUCAAAAUUAAAGACAUGAGCUCUGACUCCAGUCCUGCCUUCCAGAGGCUUUUCUUCAAGGUACUGCAGGCAUGCCUGGGGGAGCUGUUUCAGGCCAGACUGGCCAUGACCCCUUCUGUACAGGGAACCAAUUUGUGCGUAUGGUUUCAAGACCAGGGGGCCCCUUCAGGAGACAUACAUGGGACUCUGUCAGAGUCUCGUGCUGCCUCCUUGCUUGACAGGCUGCACAAACCAAGCAGAGGAUUGCUGUCUGAAGAUGAAGUUGAAGAACUUCAGAAGAGGCACAGAGAAACGUCUCUGUUCUCCCAUCUUGAAGGACUUUUGCAAGAGAGGAGCUCUGAGGCUACAGAGAAAGGCGAGGACCAGAUUGGGUAAACAUCUGUAGAGACCGCCUUCUCUGACAAAAUCCUAUGUUUUUCAUAGUAUUCCAUCAGUUCAGGGGAGUUGUGCAUCUGGAAGUGUUUAACAGAAAGGCAAUUACAGUGAGAGAGUGCACAAACUACUAUUAGAUAAUUAGAGGAAAUAUACAGAGCUUACUAGAAAGGCUGACUAAAUCCUUAAAAUCGUCGAAUUUUCUAGUAAAAUAUUACAUGAUGCCGAAUGUGUAAAACUAUACUUACUCACUGUUAUAUUUUUCAUUGUUUUGGAUUUCAGAAAGAGACCAUAAUCCUAUCCAUUAAUCUAACCCUAAACCUAUUUGCCGUCAACUUCAAAACAUAUUUUCUUCCCUUAAAAAUGUUCUAGUUUCAUCAUAAUGUUUACUGUUUGGCUCAGCCCAACGUUUAAACGCCUAGCUGUUUUUUCCACGCAUUUAUAGUUAUAUCAUGUGCCAGGUAAUUCCUUUUAUUUAACUAGGAUAUAAGCAAAUGUAAUUGUGAGACAAAAAUAUCAAUUAACAGACGUUUUAGCUCCUUUUAGGUCAUGUGUCUAUAAACAUUUGUGACUUUUGAGUCUGGUCAAUGAAAAUUAUGUAAACAUUUGUUUAGUGUGUGAACUGUUCCUUUCAUGUUUUUUUUGUGCAAUACUUUGCAUCCUGACUUUUUUGAUGUUUGUUCUUUUUUAACUCCUCAGAGAACCUUAUUUCUGACACAUCUUUAGAUCUUGUAAUCACUGAUCACAAAAAAAGUCACUUUGCAGUGUUUAUUUUUUUUUGCAACAAAACAAUAAUUCCACUGUAAACCAGAAACAGCUUAUCAAAAUCAUACAUAUUUUUGGCCUCAACCAUUAUAAUGACAAUCCUUGGGUAUUUUUGUGGGUGAAUGAUUAAAAGAGGUACACAGACAAACAUGUGCGUGCAAGCAUAUAUAGACAUCUGCUUCUUUUUAGCGGUCCAAUGUGUGGAGGAGGGGAAGUCCAUAGGAACAAAAGCCAUGCUGAGAUUCUAACGCCUCUGAUGACAGAAACUGCUGCCUUCAA
This is a messenger RNA of Toxotes jaculatrix (banded archerfish), 3267 nucleotides long. RefSeq lists its product as uncharacterized. The transcript is spliced from 16 exons. The record is from RefSeq and is a predicted model, not a curated record. Lineage: Eukaryota; Metazoa; Chordata; Actinopteri; Toxotidae. The coding region runs from base 88 to 2226 and encodes 712 amino acids.